GUAUUCAGUUCUACCUUGCUAUUUCACUGGGAAACAUCAGCAAUAACAGUAUAAUACAUUCUUCUACAACGUGUAUAAAGCGUUAAUCCCAUACGACUAUAAGGACACUAAGUAACAUUUUUGUAUUAUCCUCUUCCUGUGUGUACCAGUGUACCUUCUAUAAUAACUAUGAACAACCGACCGGACUUAUUUUCAAAGGAAGCUUCACUUAUCAAGCAAUCUCAACGAACACUAGCCAAUGGUCAGCCAAAGGAUCCCAUUGACAAGCUGAGAUUGCUUUGUUUUAGUCGUGGUGCAACUGGUAUCCUUGGACUUGCCAGGGCUUUCCGGAACAUGGACGAUGAUGGCAGCAAAGCUCUGAAUUUGGACGAGUUUAUAACUGGUAUUCGAGACACUGGCCUGGACUGUUCCGAUGAUGAGCUCAACCAAAUGUUUCAAAGUUUCGACACAGAUGGCAGUGGAUCCAUAAACAUGACUGAGUUCUUGAUGAAGCUCCGGCCUCCAAUGAAUCAAGGUCGAAUCGAUAUAAUCAAUAAGGCUUUUCGUAAAAUGGAUACAACCGGUGAUGGUGUUAUCACUGUGGAUGACCUUAAGAACGUUUAUUCGGUCAAAGAGCAUCCGAAAUAUCAAACUAGUGAAAUGACCGCUACGGAAAUUCUGAAGGAAUAUCUGAAGAACUUUGAAGGUUCUGGUGGUGAAGUUGAUGAUGUUGUGACACAAGAAGAAUUUAUGAACUAUUAUGCAACUAUCAGUGCAUCUAUUGAUAAUGAUACUUAUUUCGAUUUGAUGAUGCGGAAAUCUUUUAAUCUUUAAAUCGUUUAAGAUUGAAUAUUAUAAUUUUUGUAGUCUUAAGAGCACUGUUGGAGUGGAUAUAAUUAUUAUGUGUUGCCUUAAAAUUGUCUUCGAUUCUCGAUUUUAAAUGUUUUCUUAUAAUUCUAGAAGUGAAAUAAAUAUUUUAAAGCUAAAAUUAA
This is a messenger RNA of Episyrphus balteatus (marmalade hoverfly), 971 nucleotides long. Its product is annotated as calcyphosin-like protein. Gene Ontology annotation, molecular function: calcium ion binding. The transcript is spliced from 6 exons. The record is from RefSeq and is a predicted model, not a curated record. Bases 169 to 813 code for a protein of 214 amino acids. NCBI's taxonomy places the organism in Eukaryota, Metazoa, Arthropoda, Insecta, Diptera, Syrphidae.